AUGGUUGCUACUCUUGCGGUUUUCUUCGUUGAUCCUGGUGACGGUCUGCUGCGAGUGAUUCUCGAUUUCGACCAUUGGGAAGUGUACAACGGGUCGUCGUUUUUUAACAUGGAAAAGUUUCGCGUACGAAAAUACAACCGUACGUUGUCAGUGAUGAACGGCACGGGAGUGCUAUUAGUCGAUCUGGACAAUCGAUACUCGUAUGGAUUUGAUUUUGCUCGCAGUGCCCAGGGUAACAAUCAGUUCAACGCAUACCCUAUGAAGCUACCAUCUACGCCAUUUUGCGAUUUUAUAAAAACGUAUUAUCGCGAAUAUCAGCAUCUGUUUUUGAACAAGACUAACCUUCCAUUCGUGACAGAAGAAGGCCUGUGUCCAUUUCCGAAAGGAACUUACUGGAUUAAGGAUGCAUUUAUCGACUCAUCCGUUAUUCCGGUGGUUGUACCAGAGGGAAUGUGGCGUUGCACGACGGAUCUAAUUGAUACGGAAACAAAGGAGAUCGUUGCUCGUGGUUCCAUGUACGUUAGAUUGACCAAAGAAAUUGCUUAG
Messenger RNA from Anopheles nili, 546 nucleotides. RefSeq lists its product as uncharacterized. Lineage: Eukaryota; Metazoa; Arthropoda; Insecta; Diptera; Culicidae. The transcript is spliced from 2 exons. The record is from RefSeq and is a predicted model, not a curated record. The coding region runs from base 1 to 546 and encodes 181 amino acids.